Messenger RNA from Psylliodes chrysocephalus, 2018 nucleotides. The record is from the annotation of a GenBank genome assembly. NCBI's taxonomy places the organism in Eukaryota, Metazoa, Arthropoda, Insecta, Coleoptera, Chrysomelidae.
UCUAUACCUCGUGAUUUUAUCUAUGGUCAAGAUGUCAUGUCUAAUGUCAAUGUCUAAAUUCUUUGUGUCUAGUGUCUAUUGUCUAAUGUCAAUGUCCCUUUGAGCUUCGACAGAAUAUCAUUUACUUUUUUAGUUUGAAUUACUUUUUUUUGAAUAAUUAAACUAAAAUAGCUAGGAAAUUCGAGGCAUCCGGUUUUUAGGCCAGCUCCUACUUUUGCUGCAACUGUUUUUUAUCCAAAGAAACGGUGGGAUGGUAAGGUGUGUUUAUUAACUAAAAAGGCACAACCAGAGCUAUGGACCAAGCAAGCAAAAGAAGGGGUCGGCCUGUACCGGAUGCUAUCAACAUCAACAUAAAGCCACUUGCAUUCAACCUUGAAGAGGCUCUAGCAGUAGAGUCACUCUACAGACCAAAUCUAUUAGUUAUUCAACAAGACAUUAAGCCAUGGGAAGUCACCCUCAAUUCCAGAGAUGCUGCUGUGCAAAACCUUCGCUUUCUCAGAGUAUGGUUUGAUGUCCCACAUACAAUUUUCUUUGCUUCCGUCACCUACUUAGACCUAUUUCUUUCAUGCAUGAAGGUUCAGGAAAAGUAUCUCACCUGUGUGACCAUAAGCUGCUUUCAUCUAGCACUUUUGAAUGAAAAUGUUAACAUCGAUGUGAAGGAGCUCCUGUCUGUAUCUCAAAACAAGUUCUCCAUUAAAGAUGUACUUAGGAUGUCUAAUAUCAUCAAAGAAAAGCUGAAGGUUGAAAACAAGAUCAUCAACAUCACUACAUGUGCAGAUAUUCUCAAAAUUUAUUUAGACAUUCUUGGUUAUGCCAAGUCUUCUUACAGAGAAAUGAUGCAAAAAGAGCAACUGCUGACAAGAUUGGAAGUGCUGCUGUCAGAUAGCAGCUGUGCAUUUUUCAGGUCUUCAACUUUAUCAUUGGUUCUUCUAAAAUUAGAGGUCGACAAAAAAAUGCAACAGGCUAUUGCUUCCAAAUCUGUAUUACAAGUUGGUGAACUGCUGCAUGUUCUUGCUGUCAUUCGGGAGAUACAAGUCAGCUGUAAGAUUAAAUUGGCAGAAUUGGUGAAUUGUUCGAACAAUGCGUUGAAAAUUCUGAAGCAGUAUGAUAACCAGGAGCGUAGUAAACACAGCCAACCGUUGAAGUGGCGAUUUUCGUCUUGGACUUUGAGCUUGGGAAAACGUUGUCGCAACUAUCAGCUCUCUUUGGAUCCAAUCGAGGAGAAACCGCUAAGUUUUCACAAGAGAAUUCGUACCUAAAUGUUUCCAAAUAUCCAAAAUACCUACCGAGGUUCAGGUGUAAGCAUUACCAUGCCCCUUUUGAUAUAAAAAAAAUGGUUUUUAGUUUGUAUCUGUUUGUAGUUUAUGUGAACUUCAAGAUCGUCGGUGUCUCGUCUAAUGUUUAUAUAAGUGUUUUUUUUAAUUUAAUAUUCCAAUUCAAAUGUGUAGACACCCACUUUUAUACAUCUGUGUGCGACUACGUUUAAAUUUUUAAGCAUUUCUAUUUCUAGACAAUCUAAUAUCUAGACAUUACUAUAAAAAAAUACUAAACGUGAUCUGGCUGUGAGGGAUCUUUAUAUAAGUUGUUUUUAAUAAAAAAAGAUUUAUUAUGAAAUAUAUUUUUUAUGAAUAAAUUUUUAAUAGUUUUUAAAGAGAUAGUGAUAUUUAAAUGCAUCUUGUGAUCGUUUGUAAUAAUUUGUAUAUUUUUUAAAGGAGUAUAUCUUGUUCACAGCUGGCAUCACAAAAAAAAUAUUUACAAACAUGAAAAUUAAAAAAAAAUUUACAAACGUAAAAAUUAUAAAAAAAAUAUAAAUGUAAAUCCAAAAUAUGCAAAAAAAAUUAAUAGAUUUCUUUAAAGUGUCCUUCUGUUUAAGGUUUUACAUAUCUGUUACUUUUAUAUCUACAAUCCAAUGUCAUAAAUGUGCUUACAAAUACCUGUUUCUAUUGAAAACUAGUCUUUACGUUUAUUUUGUUACCAUAUAAUGGAAUUUGAAUAACUAAAUAAAAUCUACUUGAAUA